Molecule: messenger RNA, 5104 nt
Organism: Sebastes umbrosus (honeycomb rockfish)
Lineage: Eukaryota; Metazoa; Chordata; Actinopteri; Perciformes; Sebastidae
Gene: gad2
Product: glutamate decarboxylase 2
Exons: 16
Coding region: 633-2396 (587 amino acids)
Biological process (GO): GABA shunt
Cellular component (GO): cytoplasm
Molecular function (GO): pyridoxal phosphate binding; glutamate decarboxylase activity
Source: RefSeq, a predicted model, not a curated record
CAUUCACUACUGUCUCUGCAUGGAGGUUGAGUUCAGCUCGCAUGAUGCAAAAUGUUACGGAUGUAUGGAGGAGUCACGACGCACGGCACGACGCCACGCAGCUCGUCAUGACUUGAAGAUGGGAUUUCUUUAGUGACGUGAAAUUUAGGUUGGAUGCAAUUAGGCAUUAGGUUAGUGCGUGCUGCUGCAGCGGCUGGAGCUUCUAGCUGCUCACUGUGGCAACACUUUGCAUCACCUCUUUUGGCUGCAGCACAUUUUUAUUUUAUUUUUUAUUACAAAUUUUCAUGCAAAGCUGCAGAUUUUUGCACCUGAAAUAUUAAUUUCCAUGGAAAGCUUUGCGCGCAGGUGAAGUCAAGUGUGUGCGGAUUUCUCUGGAAGGACGCUGCUUUACGCUUCGUGCACCUGUGGACACCGUGCAUGCAUUUUCUGCACCUUUUUCUUUCUUUUACGCGUUUUUAUUUCUAGGCUUUUUCCUGCAGCAUUACGCGUCUAUCGGAUGCGCGUCUGUCGGAGAGGUCUGGUCACAUUCAGCACAUCAUCAUCAGCUCCAGGCAGCUUGUGGAUGGGCUCUGUCGGUCUCCGGCUCUCCAGCAGCAGCAGCAGCAGCAGCAGCUCCUAACUAAGCUCCAACGAUGGCAUCCCAGGGUUUCUGGUCUCUCGGAGGAGAUAAUGCAGGAGCCAACACCGGGAAUCAGAGCCCAAGUACGCCCAGAGCUUGGUGUCAAGCAGCGGCCCAGAAAUUAUCAGGAGGAAUUGGAUCGAAAUUAUGUGCGCUGCUGAACGUCGGUGAGCUGGAGAAACCAGCCGAUCAAGCAGCCGUCAAGCAGCCGCCGGAGACGGAGGCUGCAGGCACCUGCGGCUGCAACAAAUCCUGCAACUGCACCAAAGCUGCUCCUGUAGCCUUCUCCGACCUCUAUUCAACAGACCUGUUACCUGCCAUGGAUGGCGACGCCAAAACACUGACCUUCCUGCAGGAGGUCGUGGAUAUUUUAAUGGCUUACAUCGUGGAGUCUUUCGACCGAGAAACGAAAGUGAUUGAUUUUCAUUAUCCAAACGAGCUGCUGCAGAUGAACAACUGGGAGCUGCAGGGCGAGCCGGCCAACCUGGAUGAGAUCUUGAUCAGCUGUCGUGCUACUCUCAAAUACGCCAUCAAAACAGCCCAUCCCAGGUACUUCAAUCAGCUCUCUACAGGAUUAGACAUGGUCGGCCUGGCAGCCGACUGGCUAACAUCCACCGCCAACACCAAUAUGUUCACCUAUGAGGUGGCUCCUGUCUUUGUGCUGCUGGAAUACGUCACUCUGAAGAAGAUGAGGGAGAUCGUUGGUUGGGCGGAUGGGCGAGGAGAUGGCAUUUUCUCUCCUGGUGGUGCUAUUUCUAACAUGUACGCCAUGCUGCUGGCUCGCUUCAAGAUGUUCCCUGAAGUGAAGGAGAAAGGAAUGUCAUCCGUUCCCCGACUGGUGGCCUUCACAUCUGAACAUAGCCAUUUCUCAAUCAAAAAAGGAGCAGCAGCUCUCGGCAUCGGGACAGAGAGUGUGAUCUGCAUCAAAGCAGAUGAAUGUGGUAAAAUGAUCCCAGCUGACCUUGAGAGGAGAAUACUGGAGGCGAAACAGAAGGGUUUUGUUCCUUUCUUUGUGAGUGCGACGGCUGGAACAACCGUGUACGGAGCCUUUGACCCUCUCAUCGCCAUUUCUGACAUCUGCAAAAAGUACAACGUCUGGAUGCACGUGGAUGGUGCGUGGGGAGGAAGUCUCCUCAUGUCCCGGAGACACAGGUGGAAGCUGGACGGAGUUGACAGGGCCAAUUCAGUAACAUGGAACCCACACAAGAUGAUGUCCGUCCCUCUGCAGUGUUCAGCCCUGCUGGUCAGAGAGGAGGGUCUGAUGCAGAACUGCAACCAGAUGCACGCCUGCUACCUGUUCCAGCAGGACAAACACUACGACCUUUCCUACGACACCGGAGACAAAGCAAUGCAGUGCGGACGCCACGUGGACAUCUUCAAGCUGUGGCUCAUGUGGAGAGCCAAGGGCACCAUUGGGUUUGAGGCUCAGAUUGACAAAUGUUUGGAGCUGUCGGAGUACCUCUACAACAAGAUCAAGGACAGAGAAGGAUACGAGAUGGUCUUUGACGGAAAGCCUCAGCACACCAACGUCUGCUUCUGGUACCUCCCUCCUGGGAUCCGCUACAUGGAGGACAAAGAGGAGAGGAAGAAACACUUACACAAGGUGGCUCCAGUGAUAAAGGCCAGGAUGAUGGAGUACGGGACGACCAUGGUCAGCUACCAACCACAAGGAGACAAGGUCAACUUUUUCCGCAUGGUGAUCUCAAAUCCCGCCGCGGCCUUCGAGGACAUCGACUUUCUUAUUGAAGAGAUUGAACGACUCGGCCAGGAUCUAUAAGACUCAUCUCACCAAAUCCUCCCGUGCGUUUCCCCCUUGACGGAUGAAUUGUUUGUCGUGAAUGUACUGGUAAACUUUUUUUCUUUUCUCUCUCUUUCCUCCAAAGUCACAUAUUUAAGAGUAUAUUUGAGAAAAAAGAUCUAUAUCUAUAUAUAUUAUGUAUUGUAGCUUUGCCGUGGACUAACUUGGUCCAAAGCUAUGUAAAAGUGCUUCUGUCUGCCUUUCCUAUAGUGUAGUCGAUCCCAGUGAGUGACGUAACUUUAUAUGUACUUUUUGUGAUAUGAAAUGCUUGUGCAAUAAGUCGACGAGGAAGAGUUUUAUUUUUUAAUCAUUUCUCAUUUGCCGAGUAUGUUGUUAAGUGCCAAACGUGGUUGUGUUCUAUAGUAACUUUCCAUUUUUAAACUUCUGGUUUAAAACAAACAAAAAAAGCACUUCACCUUACCUCAGCUUAAUCAACUGCCUUUACAUCUGCACAUAGUACUCCAAGACGGUAUUCUCUUUACUGGUGAUGUAUAGCAGCACCAGCGCGUUAAAUAAAUAUCCCAACCAGAGCCGGACGUCAGUAGGAAACAUGUACAAAAGAAGGCAUUUCCAUCAAAAUUACACAAGAGCAGAGUCAAUUUAAAGCAUUUAUGAAGCAUCGUGCAUCCCAUCGGCCUCUGACAGUUUGGUCCGCAGCUUAUGAUGCUAAUUUAGCUUAUUACUUCUAACUGUUUUUACACACACAGACUUCUUUCUAGUGUAUUUAAGGUGGUAAAGGCUUGUUAAACCCAUUUUGUUUGAUGUCAGCAGUUACAUGCACACAUAUUUCCAACCAGGCUGUAUAUUUAGCUGUGCUUUACAUGUUGUAAUGGUAAUCUAAAAUGAGAGUAAAUCAACAUUUUAAGAAGUAACGUAAAGUUAUAAUCCUCAAAUUUAUCUCAAACCCCCAUUUCUGCAACAAUUAAUGACCAACAUUUGCUCAGCCAUUCAAAGUAAUUGCAGUUUUAAUUGCCUCUCUUUAUAUUAGGUUUAAUUAUUAGUGGCGGAGUCCACCUUUACCACUCGAAAUUCAAUAAAAUAAUGCAAUCAAACUGAUCAGAUAGGACACAGUGUAAUAUGUACAAACAGCAUCCCAAUACACUAGACCUCUCUGUGUUGUACACAUUACAUUCCCUCUAGAUUUUUUUUGGUAAACCACCAACCUUAAAGUUCAAACUGCACUUAUGGCUACUACUCCAAAAUCUCCUCACAGCCCAUCAUUGCUCCUGGUGGCUUUGUUAAGCUAUGUUCACACUACGAGCGACAAAAGCAGCAAAAUGGCCAGCGUGGCCAGCUACAUUGUCGCCGAUGAAGUGUUGCUCAAGCGCUCGUUGGUGUAGUUAUGUCAUUAAAUAGCACCGGGAACUGGCUAACGGCAUUUUUGUAGACAGAACGCAACAGGGUGAGACAAAAACAUCAUUGGAGUGUUGAAAAAAAGUUGAGACCAGCUUAACUUUAUUUGUAACGUGUCACGCAGCAACAAGUGUCAGCAUCAAAACACAGCAUCAUGUACUUGCUGUUAUCAGAAUGAAAUUUUAAGGAUUAUAACUUUAAAGAAACCUCUCCUCUACAGGACCACAACGAGAGAAGCUAUUUGUUUUCGGAUGAGCACUUAAAGAAAGAUCGAGGAUCUUAAAGAAAACUGGGAACGGGGCAAUAAUGGUGUUUAAGUCUGAAUAUUAAAGGAACUUCACCAGGCUUGCAGCUACUGCAUACCUGACAUCACUUGCACUAAAUCAUCGGGGGAGGAGGAGCGUCCCUUAGCAUUGCAACUGAGAUUUCUUCUUUAUUCAUUCACAAGCAAUAUUCAAGUAUAAUGGGUCCAAUCUAUAUAUAUAUAUAUAUAUAUAUAUAUAUAGAUGCAAAAAAAAUCAGAAAAAAACGGCGAAUUCACGUGUACAAUAGUUCACGAUAAUCAAGUUUGCUACGAGUUAGCAACAACUAAAAACAUGCGUACUGUAGUCAGGGUAGUUGACGGAACGUGAACCAGAGGUUCUGUAGCAUUUUCAUUAGAACAAGUUAGAGAAGCACAACACGGUCGCUCAGUGUACAAUCACUUUUGAUCAUAGAUUGUAAAUAGUAUUUCAAGAUGUCCUAAGUACAUAUCUUUGUGUAUACAUACGUGUAUAUAAGACAUAUAACCAGAGACUAUUUGUGAGGUAAAGUUAUUCAUAUUUUCUCUAUCUCCAAUAUAGAUUACCUGUAUUUUCAUCCUGUUUGUCCAAAAGGCUUUUUUCCUGUGUGUGUGUGUGUGUGUGUGUAUGAUACUUGACUUGGUUUGUGACUCUUCUAGCUAUUUCAAAGAUGUUUUCAGGGACUGGCUUUAAAGAAAACCGACAGAUUUCACCUCGAAACACUUCCCAGUCUCGCUCAGAGAGAGACUCCGCUGGUGUUUGGGUUUUAAAUGAAUAUGCAAAGCCAUUUUUGACUCAGAAGCCCUGUGUGUUUUUUGUGCACAAGUGAAAUACUUGACGGUAUGUGCCAAUGUGUACCUUAGUGUGUUUGUAACUGUGUUGCCUUAGUAUACAUUUGCCAGUAUUGUCUAGUUUUCCUCCGAAGGGGAGGUCGUGCACUUUAGAGUAUACACAUGAUCUAAUAACGUGCAAUGUCCAAUGGUUGUUCAUAAGUUGAUGUUUAAAAAAAAAAAUAAUGUAACUCAAGCUCUUUGGUCUGAAUGUGACACGAAU